CGUGCUGUGGCCAGUCAUAUAGACCUCCAACAGUCGUCACGUCAACAUGGCGCGCCGUCCCGAGACCGUGCAAUUUUUGGCUGUCAUCGUGAUCGUAGUGCAACAUUUCACUCAUUUGGUCGAAUGCGAAGACAAAAGGAUCGUAAUUUUCAUGCCCCGUCGGAUCAAGACGGUGCACCACCACCAUCAUCACGUGGUACUGAUGGAUCCAAAGACGAAAACGAUGAAGCACGCAAGACCGUACUCGGAUAAGUCGUCGUCGUCGAUCACGUCCUCGUCGGCCGAGUCAGACUACCAGCAGCAACGGGACCGCCAUCGUCAUUAUCAACGCCAACGGCAGCAGCAGCAGCAGCAGCAGCAGCAACAGCAGCAGCAGCAGCAAUCCGAGGAAGCCGAAAGUCAUCCUCUGUCGUACUUCCAACAGCGGACAACCGUGAGGACCAGCGACCCGAACACAUCGCAGUAUCCGGUAUCGCAACUGCAACCUUCAGUGAUGCACUUACAGCCGUCGCAGACGUACCCAAGUUGGCCACUCAGGCAAAAGAGGUCGAAAGUCAUAGCCAGACUGCUGUACACCCAUGAUGAUUGAACCAGUUUUUUAAAAUUAUAUUUAUUUUCCACACUCACCGUCCGUAUCAUCUAAUGCCCAUCGACGUCUGCUGCAUUUAAUUUCAAAUUUUCACGGUCGUACACCGUAAUAAUAUUAUUGUAUUAUUCCUUCAGCGUAUACAAUGUACAUAGCGUACAUAGGUUGGGGCUGCUUUUGGCUUUAGCCCCCUCAAACCAUUUACGAAUAUUAUAUAAUAAUUUAUAUUUUAGAGCAAAAAUUAUUGAUAGCAUAGAACUCGAUAAUAGUAUUAUUUUGAUUUUAAAUGGUUUCUUCCGAAAACUCUGUAAUGUCUGUCUUCACAACAUCAAAUCUUUAAGGCACUGGGCAUGUACAGUUCCCGUUUCAUUGACAUUCAACUCUGCGACGUGCUUUAAGGACGUAGACCAAUUUCUGGCAAAAUAUUAAAUACUUACAGUGGAUUGUGUAUACCCAAUAGCAAUGUUUUUUUUAAUUAUUCUCAACUAUUGCAAUUUGUGUAAAAUAAUGAUAUUUGUAAUUAAUAAAAAGUACAAUAAUGCUGUAGUAGUAAUAAUAUUAUGAUCUAUAUAGUUAGUAUAGGUAAUUAAAAAUAAUAGUAUUAUUUCAUUUAAUUGUAUUUAUUUAUAUCCUCUAUUGUGUUGUAUAUCACCUUUUACAUUUAAGAACUUUGUAAACGGGUAUAGCCGUAAUUUAGUUAUAAGAAUAUGUAGUGUACCUAUAUCUAUUAAAUACUAUACAGUGUUUUACAAUACAUAUUAUACAUCGUACACGAUACACUUAAAAGUUUGUUAAUCAGUGUAACUGUGUAAAUAGUGUAAUAUAAAUAAUAUUAUUAUGCCCAUAAAUAAUAAGAAAUUAUUAAAAAAAUUGUGUUAGGUACCUACAUAAUAUCAUGUUCAAUAUUUUAUUUUUUUAUAUUUUUUAUAUUAUAG
This is a messenger RNA of Metopolophium dirhodum (rose-grain aphid), 1521 nucleotides long. RefSeq names its product putative mediator of RNA polymerase II transcription subunit 16. The transcript is spliced from 3 exons. Bases 47 to 589 code for a protein of 180 amino acids. The record is from RefSeq and is a predicted model, not a curated record. Lineage: Eukaryota; Metazoa; Arthropoda; Insecta; Hemiptera; Aphididae.